Molecule: messenger RNA, 2559 nt
Organism: Cyphellophora europaea CBS 101466
Lineage: Eukaryota; Fungi; Ascomycota; Eurotiomycetes; Chaetothyriales; Cyphellophoraceae
Exons: 1
Coding region: 1-2559 (852 amino acids)
Biological process (GO): iron-sulfur cluster assembly
Cellular component (GO): cytosolic [4Fe-4S] assembly targeting complex
Source: RefSeq, a predicted model, not a curated record
AUGGUCGAGUGGGAUAUCUCCCGACACAGCGAUAUCAUGUUCGACUCUGUUUACGCCUACUUUCCGAUCACAUUUCGUCCUCCGCCCAAUGACCCCUACGGUGUUACGGCACAAGAUCUAAAAGAUCGCCUCCGCGACUGUCUGGCUUCGACCGGCGUAUUGGCACCACAUACCAUGCCAAACCUCCUCGACCGACUGGACUCCACAUCUCCUACCGUCAAGAAAGACGUUCUUCAAGCGUUAGCCGCUUGUGCCAAUAACUACGACACCACUACCAUGACACAAUAUUCCAUCACUCUCUGGGAUGCCGUCAAAUUCGAGAUACUACAAUCACAAGAGGCCGAGCUUGCCGAUGAAGCCUUGGAUGUUAUCAAGAGCAUCGCUGCGUGUCUGUCGCGGAGCCAAAAUACUUCUCCAACAUCAUCCCCCCUGAGUCAAUAUCUAAAGCCCGUAAUCAAAGAGUGUCUGGAGCAUCUUCAGCAACCGGCCUCGAGGCAGGCCAAAGCUUCUGGCCAAAUCCUACAGGCUGUAGCAUCCGCAUCCAUCAAAUCAUUCGAGUACAUUAUGAAAGGAGUUGGUCCCUCGCUUCUUACACUACAUCAGUCGUCCGAUGCAAUUCUACAGCAACGAGCCGUUCUGGAAGUCACAAAUCAGCUUUGUGAAGCCGCUCUUGAAGUCUACGGCUCUUGGACAACAAUGAGCAAAAUGAAUAACGAAGGACGAGAGAACAUUCUCAAUGAGUUCAAAGACAAGCUCGUUGCAAUUUAUAGCCAAGCCUUGAUGGGGACAGUCAAGGAGGAAGUAUCCUUUCGCCUGACCGCAGCUAAGGGCUUGCUCUUGGUCUCCAAGAUGAGGUCGUUGCUACACGACAACGAAAUUGGCCUCAUCGUUCAGUACUAUGAUGACAUCGUUCUGAAAGAGGAGUCAUACGGCAAAGACGAGCUCAAGCAGACUGCCAUGCACGCUCUUGCCGAGAUCUCAGCCUUCAAACCCGGGUUGAUCGCAGACAUCACGUUCCCUGCCUUCAUGGCCCAAUUGCCAGACACCGAAGAAGAAGCAGGAUCUUCCAAGUACCAGCCCGUUCUAGAAGCUCUGUCUGAGAUCAGCAUCGAGAAGGAUCUGCUCGAAACUAUGAUGAGACGCCUACUAAACAAGCUCGACAUACUUUUCCGGUCCGAGGGUAGUGGACGUUUCCCCUACACUUCCGCAAUAAUUGGUACUAUACGCUACGUGCUCAACAGAAACGUGCAGAAACAGCAAAUAUCGCUUCAAGGAUACUUCGAUCGAGUGGUCAUCGGUCUGUCAAAAACAGCAACGGAAAAGAAAGCCGGACCUUUAGCCGACGAAGUAGUACUUGACACACUGGGUCGAGUCAUCAACAUCGUCAUACGAAAUUCGCCCCCGGAAAGGAUACAGCAGGCGGCAGACAAUGUCUAUACGCUAUUCCGGGAUUUUGCCUUCAACAAUCAGGAAGUGCGACUGGGAGUUCUCUUCAACAACUCGGCAUCGAUCGUUCUAUCAACUUGGGUGCUGGCAGCCUUGCCUCGCUCUGUACAAGCCAGCAUCCUCCAGAGAGACCGCAUUGGCAUGAGUAUCGAUGAUCUUGUUCUGUUCGCGGAGAAAUGUGGUUCUCAGGUUCUUGAAUUAGACUCCCUGCGCCAGAUUGCGCUCUAUAUCAACAAACACCUUUCCAAUCCAGAUUUGGAUUUGGCAAAUUCAAUCCUUGAGAAGGGAUUGGCAAGUCUGCAGCAGACCCAGGAUCUGUUCACUCUGCGGCUAUGCUUUUUCAUCUGCAAGGCGCUUGUCCUUCGGCUAGCUCCGAAAACGAACCAAUAUCUCGAGAGCUUGAUCGAUCUCCUCAGUUCACCAUCUCCUGAGGUGGCUCGUCAGUCCGCGCUCCUUUUCCGCGCCAUUCUUUCGGCGGAUGAUGUCUUGUCAAAAGACAAUAACGCUCAAAUACGGCUUCUUGCACCACAACGCGUGUUCCAAGGCCUUGUACCCCUCAUAUCCACCAGGUUCCGCUCGUCCCAGUCAUCAAGUGAGAAAGAGAACUAUCUUGUCGCUCUUAGCGGAAUCCUAUCCACCGUCCCCUCCGAAAUCGUCAUGCCAGAGCUACCCACACUUCUGCCACUCUUACUCCAAUCACUGGACAUUUCUGAUCAGACAGUUAAUAUCGCCACUCUCGAGACUCUGGCUAUUGUGAUCACCCACAGCCCUGCGGCGAUUGAGGAGUCCGGGCACGUUCCUGCUCUAAUCAAACGUUUAUUGGCUUCGGCUACUCUGACCAAGAAUCACUCAAGCAAGAGCACACCCGUAGUAGCACAGCAGUCUCUGCCUCGGACGAGAAGGCUGGCCACUCGGUGUCUUUCCCUGAUGCCAAAACACAUGACUGGUGGAAGUUCGAGGGCAAAUCCGCUACUAGCGCUCAAGCGAGACGUGUUGCAGGGAUUGAUGGUCGUGCUGGAUGAUCCGAAGAGAGAUGUGAGGAAAGAGGCCGUGGACGCACGCGCCAACUGGUUGAGAGGAGUGGAUGAUGCCGAGGAUGAAGAUGAUGAUUAG